UUUCAUAUUAUAGCAUAAACUAGAUUGCAUUAUGGGUAACAUUAGUUCUUCCGAAGAGGAUGACGUCAGACCUGCCCCACGACCCCGGCCGAGACCGGAACCGGAAGAGCCAAUACCGGAUGGCGGGCUUGAUUUUCAUGAAAAACCGGUUGUGGCGCCUCGUCCGCCAGAGGAAAGAACGGACCCUAAUAUCAUUGAAAACUUGGAUCAACCCUUAGAUGACGAUAAAUUCAAGAUGGGAGUGACCACGAACUACGAAGAGUUCCGCGACACAAUACUGAAAAAGAGUCGAGACGAAGGCAAGCAAUAUGUUUUCCGCGACACGAAUUUUCCCGCUGAAAAAGAAUCGUUGUAUUUCAGCCAACGAGGAUCGUCAAAAUGGAAAAGAAUUACUGAAUGGAAAAGGCCAUAUGACUUGACAGAGAAUCCUCAUCUUCUCAAAGACGGCAUAACCAGCGAUGACAUCAUACAAGGAUCCCUGGGCAACUGCUGGUGGCUUUCGUCUGUUGCGGCAAUUUCUAGGAAACCUAAGUAUAUGCACAGAGUCGUACCAACUAACCAAGCGAUGACUGGCGACGAUUACGUAGGAAUGUUUCACUUCCGGUUUUGGAGAUUUGGUUCCUGGGUUGAGGUCAUAGUUGACGAUCGUUUACCUGUAAUUCAGAACCGACUGGCGUUUGGCAGGUCAAGCUCGAAAGACGAGUUUUGGUUAUCGUUGCUAGAGAAGGCUUAUGCAAAACUCCAUGGUUCUUACGAGGCAAUUGAAGGCGGAUUUAGUCAAGACGGACUUGAAGACCUAACUGGAGGAAUGGCUGUAUCGUUUGAUUUGGGAGAUAAAACACCUGGACAUUUAUUCAGAAGCUUAGUCAAGGCAUUCCAGAACAACUCAUUUGCAUGCUGCUCUAUCAAAGGCUCCGCCGAGCGUGAGGAUUCCAGGGGACUCGUCAGCGCUCAUGCCUACACCAUCACAGGAGCGACAAGGAUUCCGUUCCGAGGAAAAAAAGUCAAGCUGGUGAGGAUUCGCAAUCCUUGGGGAAACGAUGUGGAAUGGAACCAAGCCUGGAGUGAUGGGUCUUAUCUAUGGGAUGAGGUGGACCGAGUCACAAAAGACCGGAUCGGAUAUGCAGACAAGGACAACGGAGAGUGGUGGAUGGAUUUCUACGAUUUCAAAAAGUAUUUCGCUGACUGUACAAUCUGCACCAUGGGACCGGAUUUUGACAGCGAUGGUGCUGCUACCGGAGACAGUUGGUUUCUAUCUAAAAUCAAAGGCAAAUGGAUCAAAGGUUAUUCAGCCGGUGGUUGCAGGAACGAAGUCGACAAGUAUGCCACCAAUCCGCAAUAUUAUAUGGAGUUACGGGAACCAGACGAUUUCGAUCUUACCCGAGAUGACCCUGCGAACGAGGGCAAAUGCUCAAUAGUGCUUGGCCUGAUGCAGGAGUACAGAAGAAUUGGGCGGGAAGACGGACUCGAGAAUCUUUACAUUGGGAUCAAUAUAUACAGGCUGAGCGGCAAGCCCGGUCGUCGUCUUCCGACUAAUCACUUCCGGUAUAACCGUGACCUCGUGAACUCCGGCUCCUACAUCGAUAAGAGAGAAGUUAGCAUAACCACUGAACUGGAACCGGGUCAUUAUGUCGUCAUACCCUCGACUUUUCACCCAGACAAAGUCUCUACCUUUCUGCUGAGAAUUUUCACGGAGAAGCGAAUCGAUCUGGAAGAAUUACUAUGAGAACAAAAAAGACGCGAAAAAUUUGGAUUUUUGUGAUUUAAUUGCGCCGAAGGCGCGUAAAAACUUUGUUAAAUGUUUAUCUUUGACCUAUACGGCUUCAAACGACCCAAAAACCUCGAAAUUAAAUUUUUUUUUUAAGGCAAUUAAAAUAAAUGGUCGAGAUAUUUGGAAUGAACUGCUUUCAUAUUUGGCUUGUUUUUGAUGGUGUUCCUUAUAAGGUUGAAAGGUCAAGCAGAGAUGUUCUAAACAAAUCAAACAUUUAAAAUUAAAUAUAUUUUAAUUUUUAUAUUCCUGAUUUUAGGAAUAAUUUAGAAAUUUCAUUUAAAAAUUAUCAGUUUGUUUAAUUGAGGUCUCGCAGCAGAACGGAAACCUUCUCGUUAAAUAUACUUUGAAUCCUAUGUGUUCUACGAACAUGACACAUAGGCGGAAGGUGCAAACUAAACUUACGACAAAUAAAUUUAAUCCUCCCCUUGGGUAUUCCCCGGUUGGGUAUGAUAAUUAACAUACCUACAUUGACUUUGACCAAUCACAAGAAAUCAAUGCUUGUCACGACUUUUUGUGAAUAACCACUUUAAAUUCUUCUGUAACUGUAAUAUAAUCAAUAAGUAGUGAAUUAUAUAGCAAUCAUUGCGUCAUUAGUGACAUCACUUUGAUUACCUCACACCUUAGUUAUGCUUUGUCACAAUCGAUAGUUUAAUUUUCCUGAUCAUGCGAUCAGAAUAUAAUCAAUGAGAAGCGAACAAAAUUCCAAUCACUACGUCAUAUGUGACGUCAAUUUUUUACGUCACUCUUAUAUUUUAUAUUAAAGUUAUCAAAUUCUACCACAUUCGCCAAUGAAUUAUGAAGUAAAUUCUAAUCAUUACGUCAUUGAUGACGUCACUUUGAUUGCGUCACAUUCAAUCACAUUUUAUCCCAAUUAACACUUUGAUUUUUCAAAUUAUCACGAAGGUAAUUCCAAUCAUUACGUCUUUAGUGACGUCACUUUUUAUUCACAUGACUUUAAUUUUAUUCUGCCUUUUUUCAUUUUGUAUUUCUGCACAAUUUAUUAUUUCUAGAAAUUAUUAUUAUUAGAAUCGUACUUUUGCGGCUUGUUGCAAUUUUUGUGUUUUUGCAAGAAAUUUCAGGUUAUUUGAAAUCUAGUUUCAAUCGAAAAUUUUAACCCGUUUCGCACUUUUUUUCUGGAAUAAAUGAUUAUACUCUUC
Molecule: messenger RNA, 2928 nt
Organism: Styela clava
Lineage: Eukaryota; Metazoa; Chordata; Ascidiacea; Stolidobranchia; Styelidae
Source: RefSeq, a predicted model, not a curated record